CACAGGUCCAUAUUCCAUUUCGUUAAUUGAUAAAUAGUAACAAAUUAACUUGAAAAAAGUUAUUUUAACAGACAAUGGUGACGUACACUAAACAUGGCCCAUGUAUGUGUUGUCCUGGAGUUUAGACACACAUGUACAUAUACCCGGCACGACUCCCCACUGUGUAUCUGUACACGGGAGCGGGACUAUAGGCAUCUAUAUAAGGACCUAGUAUAUUCAUGGAGUACUGCGCAUGCAUUACAAAGACUUGGGACGGACAACCCCUUAUUGGGGAGUAUGACCCUGUCCGUAUGACCUUGAGCACUGCUGACAAUGGAGAGGAUUUAAAGAUUCAUGUUGACGCCCCCUUCUUUGGGGACCAGCCUGUACCUCCAGGAGGAAAGGCUGGCGAGCCCUGUUUUGAACUAUGGUUGUAUGAAGUGGUAGAAGCCUUCUUUCUGAAUGAUGACAAUGACUAUUUGGAAAUAGAGCUUUCACCACAUGGACAGCAUUUUAACCUUGUUCUACACGGGGAGAUGAAUUUAGUAAGGAAAGAGUUGCCAUGUACCUUCACAGCCAGUAUCCAAGGUAACAGAUGGACGGGGGAUGCAGUGUUUCCUGCCGGUCACUUCCCAAAAUGUGUGACCAAGUUUAAUGCAUUUGCUAUGCACGGUCCACCACCGAACAGAGUCUACGAAGCACUCUACCCAGUUCCUACAGGCAAAUUUGAACUUCCAUAUUUUCACAACUUAUCAGUAUUUGAGCCGAUUGACCUGCGGAGCAUCCUCCCUAAUAACUAUACUGACCAGUACAAGUCUGACCUGUGGGACGAGAUUCUCAACGAAAAGUCAUUGACCUUCUGUAUCAAUACGACCUGGGACAGUCAGCCUCUCGGGAUCAAGUACCGCCCCGCAAAACUCACGCUGACCUCCGUAGAUGAGGGAAAGUAUCUAUGUAUCCGUGUUGAUGCGGAAUUCUUUGAUGACAAACCUGUGCCUAACACAGAGCCAGGAACUGCAUGCUGGGAACUCUGGAACCAUGAAGUUGUUGAAGCCUUCUUCCUGAACGAUGAUGGUGACUACCUAGAAAUAGAGCUCUCACCACAUGGACAACAUCUAAAUUUGCUGUUGAAUGGAGUGAGGAAUAUAGUCAAGAAAGAGUUACCAUGCGCAUACAAAGUGGCUAUCCAGGGCAGUGGGCGUUGGAUUGGUGAGGCGAGGUUUCCCGUUAGCUAUUUCCCCAGAGCUGUCACUAAGUUCAAUGCCUUUGCUAUCCAUGGUAGCGAACCAGAUCGUGUGUACGAAGCAUUGUACCCCGUACCAGCUGGAUCAGCCCAACAACCCGAUUUCCAUAAUCUGUCGGUGUUUGAGCCGAUUGACCUGCAGGACUUGCUGCCAUCCCUCUACACUGACCAGUACGAGUCUGACCUUUGGGAUGAAGUGACCGCCAACUCACAGUCCAAGAAAGUGAAGGUCUAGUUAAGACAUCAGUGGCAAUGAUGAAAAUUGAUGAAACAUCUAGAUAAACAACAUCAACAGACAGUGAUGAAACAGUAAAAUCGGUACAAAUUGAUGAACUCUUCUGAUGAACAAUGUUGGUAAAAACUCUCACACAUCUAUGACCAGGUAUUAAACAAAGCAUAGCGUUGUUGUUAUACUCAUCAUUUCUCUUUUCAAAGAAUAGCGGAAUCAAAUUGUACAUGUAUAACAACUAAGUGUACAUACAUACACUUACAGCUUAUCCUAAUUGACUUCGAUUUUAUGUCGCCAACUUGUACUUAUCUUACACCUUUGUGUACAAACGCUUCACUGGUCAUUUGUCAGAUGAAAGCGACAGUGUACAUAUCUUACCUGUCACUGAAAAGUCACAAAUAAACACUCGCCUUGUGGAUGAUAGGUGAUCAGUACAACUGUGUUUUAAUUAACAUUAGUGGUAUUAUGCCUACAACGACAUAACAUAGAUGUAAAUAUUGUAUAUACAAGUUUCCCGGAGGUACAGUUUUGUUGCUUGGAUCUUCUGUACAUUGAUCGUUUGUUAGCAAAUUUAAACUGCUGACUGCAUUUCCGAAUUGUAAGGCACAAUAACUGAAAUUCGAACUGUUAUACGUUUUUGUACCUGAAAAUAAGCAUUAUGACCCUUUCACCCCUAUGCAACUUUAGUAGACUUUCCCCAUGCAUUGACCUGGAUGAGUCCAUUAUGGUCUACAGUGGUGAAAGGGUUAACUAUUUUCCUAAACAUCAGAUAAAAAGCUAUUUUUUAUAUGAUUUACGUAUGCUACAAGUCCUCAUCUGUCUAUCAAAGUCAUGUGACUCUCAUGUAUACAUUCUAUGAUUUCGUUGUCCCAUGCUAUAGAUAUGUUUCACUGCAUGUUCAUUACUCCAUGAAUAUCUGAUGGUAUCUUCAGCAAUUUUAAUGUUUGAACAUGUAUCAAUUUUACCUCUUGUGCAAUAAAACUGAAGUAGAGGAGAAUCAAUGUCAGCAACAGCACUGUUCUGUGCUGCAACCCACUAUAUGAUCAUUACCAGCAGAAAUGCAUUUCAUUUGUGUAUGAAAGCAAAAUCUCUUGUGACGUAACAUGUAGUUUAUUUAUGAUGUCUUAAAAUAACCUUGUUAAAUGAGAGUCUUGUCGCUUCACUUCGGAUAACAUGGAGAAUGCCCCUGCGUCAAACGCUCAAAUGACUACGGUUAAUUAUUGGCGCCAAUUUAUUUAAACAGGACUGUUCCACCAAUGAUGUUUAAAGGACGACGCAUUUACAAAAUGUAGUAAAUAAAUAAACUAUUUAAGAACAAAUCAAUGAAAGCAAACAAUUGUU
Mizuhopecten yessoensis (Yesso scallop) is the source of this 2792-nucleotide messenger RNA. RefSeq lists its product as uncharacterized. The transcript has 10 exons. NCBI's taxonomy places the organism in Eukaryota, Metazoa, Mollusca, Bivalvia, Pectinida, Pectinidae. The coding region runs from base 219 to 1457 and encodes 412 amino acids. The record is from RefSeq and is a predicted model, not a curated record.